Molecule: messenger RNA, 2820 nt
Organism: Anneissia japonica
Lineage: Eukaryota; Metazoa; Echinodermata; Crinoidea; Comatulida; Comatulidae
Product: valine--tRNA ligase-like
Biological process (GO): valyl-tRNA aminoacylation
Cellular component (GO): cytosol
Molecular function (GO): ATP binding; aminoacyl-tRNA deacylase activity; valine-tRNA ligase activity
Source: RefSeq, a predicted model, not a curated record
UCUCAGUGGUUUGUGGACUGCACUGAGAUGGCUGCUGCUGCUGUGCAAGCAGUUGAGGAUGGAGAUUUGGAGAUAAUCCCUGACAUGCACAUAAAAACCUGGAAUCAGUGGUUGAAAAACAGCAGAGACUGGUGUUUAUCAAGACAACUUUGGUGGGGUCAUCGUAUCCCAGCAUACUUUGUGACGAUUGAUAAUGAUGAUGCAUCAGGAAAGAAUACUGAUGCCGAAUACUGGGUGAGUGCCCACUCAGAAGAAGAGGCAAAACAUAAAGCUGCCAAGAGGUUUGAUGUACAAGCUAGCAAUAUCACAUUAACUCAAGAUGAAGAUGUAUUGGACACUUGGUUCUCGUCAGGCCUCUUCCCAUUUGCUGUACAUGGAUGGCCUGAAAAAACUCCUGACCUGUCACACUAUUACCCAUAUACUCUACUGGAGACAGGCUAUGAUAUACUGUUUUUCUGGGUUGCAAGAAUGGUAAUGCUUGGCCAGAGACUAACAGGGCAAGUCCCAUUUAAACAGGUGUACCUUCACUCAAUGGUGCGUGAUGCACAUGGGCGGAAGAUGAGUAAAUCCCUUGGAAAUGUCAUUGAUCCAAUUGAUGUCAUCGAAGGCAUAUCCCUUAAUGCUUUGCAAGACCGCCUCAGAAGUGGCAACUUGAAGCAUGAUGAUACAGAGUUAAGUGUUGCCCUCAAGGGUCAGAGGGCAGACUUUCCAAACGGGAUUCCAGAAUGUGGGACCGAUGCUCUUAGAUUCGCCCUUUGUACUUACAAGGCACAAGGAGAUGAUAUUAACUUGAAUGUUCAACAAGUUCUAGAAUACAGACAUUUUUGCAACAAAAUUUGGAAUGCUGUCAAAUUUAGCUUUAUGGUUUUUGGAGAUGACUUCAAACAUAUGAAAAUGGAAGAUAUAAUGCAGAAUGGCAGAGCAAUUGAUCGCUGGAUCCUUUCUAAGCUCAGCCAUACUGCAGAAAUUUGUAAUUCUGGUUUCCAUGGCUACAAUUUGACGGUGGUGACAACAGCAUUACAUCACUUCUGGUUGCAGUGUCUUUGUGACGUGUACUUGGAAACUAUUAAACCAUUUAUAAAUGAUGAUAAAUCAACAGCAGCUAAGGUGUCUCGCUCUGUCCUUUUCACUUGUAUUGAUGCUGGUCUGAGGCUUCUAAGCCCCUUCAUGCCGUACCUCACAGAAGAGCUUUACCAAAGGUUGCCAGGCCUAACUGACGUUUCUAGUAUUUGUGUUUCCCGGUAUCCAACUAUUACUGAACUUCCUUAUAAGGAUGUACCACUUGAGGAGGAUACAGAUUUAAUGUUGGGAGUUGCGAGGAGUAUACGAUCACUCAAAGUGCAAUAUGAAGUGAAACAAGUAAAUGCUUUUGUUGUCUGCCGUACUGAUGAUACCCACUCUAUGCUCAGGAAUUAUCAAGAGGAUUUACAGACUUUAACUAAAGCAGCCUCACUAGAUGUUCUAUUUGAUGUUGCUACUCCCUCUGGUUGUGCUGUGUCUACUGUAUCACCAUCUUGUGAUGUGGCUGUGCAGUUAAAGGGAGUGGUAGAUAUAACAAAUAUAACAAAGAAACUCCAAAUGAAAGAGAUAAAGCUAAACUCACAACUUGACAAACUGAUAAAAGCAACAGAAAUAAAGCAUUACAAUGAGAAGGUGCCUGAUGAAAUAAGACAGCAAAAUAGUGAGAAGGUUCAGAAGCUUGUACUGGAGUUGGAAAAUAUCAAACGAAUGUUGGAAACUUUACUGAAUACUAAAUCAUGACGGCCAAUCAAAUCAGCUACUCAGUAGAUCAUGUGAUGGAAUCCAUCCUACCAAACUGUGGAGAACACGCUGUAAUAACUGCUCAUAUUGGCCUCCAUCCAGUGUAUGAACACUUUGCUCAAUAUAAAACACUAUUGUAGAACACAGUGUUGAAAAUCGCAAUAUUAUUGCAAACACAUGGGGUUAAAAGACUAGUAUGCAUCUGCAGCAUGAUUAUCACUUACACCAUCCUUAAAGGCAGGCUCUGGAUUAAAAACAUGGUUUAAUAUAUUGUACAACUGAUUUUCUAAGUCAAAAGUAAUGGAAACUCAGAAUGGUUAAUGAGAUAAAUAAUAAUAAUAAUAAUAAGUUCAUUCUUAUAUAGUAAGCAAGCUCUCGGUGCACUGUACAUAAAAAACAGAAUAAGGAUGUGAUGUUAAAUUAAUGAAAAACUUGAUGGAAAAUAAAGGUCUUUAGCCUGGUUUUAAAAGAUAAUGAGGUAAUGAGAUAAUGUGCUAACUGAUACCAAACAAAACACAAAUGCACUUGAUCAGCUAUUUGCUAUUAAUUUACAAUACCUAGCAAAGAUACAGACAAAUAUAGAAACAACUGAUGAUGAAAUAUUAAUUAUAUUUAUCAGGAUAAUUGGUUCUUGGUUUCUGAACUUCUACUGUUUAUCUUAUUACUACUGUAUUAUAUUAUUAUCAGAAAUUAUACAAAUAGCAAAGGCCUGAUCUUAAUAUAAUAUCUGCUCUGAUACUAGAGUCUUGAUGUCAGUUUGUAGAUUAACAACUGAUUAUAAACUAUUAAAUAUAUUUAUCAGUAUAAUUGGUUCUUGAUUUCUGAUCUUCACUCACAGUAAGUUUACAUCAAUUUGUGCUUAGUUUGUUAUCGAUGAAACAAUUGUACAUUCUAAUCAGAGAUUAGACAAUAUAACUGAGGCAUAUUAUGUGCUCUGAUACCAAGAACAACUUACAGUCUUGAUGUCAGUCCAUUGAGUUUCCAUAAGAUGUUUUUAAUUUAAAGCCACAGGCAUGAUUAUAUCUUUCAAACUAUUAUUAUUGAUUGAACUUCAACUUU